Impatiens glandulifera is the source of this 1063-nucleotide messenger RNA. Its product is annotated as 2-hydroxy-6-oxononadienedioate/2-hydroxy-6-oxononatrienedioate hydrolase. The record is from RefSeq and is a predicted model, not a curated record. Bases 1 to 903 code for a protein of 300 amino acids. NCBI's taxonomy places the organism in Eukaryota, Viridiplantae, Streptophyta, Magnoliopsida, Ericales, Balsaminaceae. The transcript is spliced from 5 exons.
AUGACCACAUAUUCUUGUCUGAGUCUUGUUUCACUGUACGAAGGGUAUCUCCGGCGAGGUUUCGCCGGAGCCGGCCUGUCCCGCAAGACAAUUGACAUUGACGUUGAGACCACAAUGGAGUAUUGGGGUCCCACGAAUACGAUCGCUCCAAAGCCGGCAUUGGUUAUGAUCCACGGAUUUGGGCCGGAGACCAUCUGGCAGUGGCAACGGCAGGUGAUGUUUUUCCGGCGGGAAUUUGACUUAUACUUUCCCAAUCUCGUCUUCUUCGGUAACUCCACCACCAACUCACGGCGGCGCUCUGAGAUCUUUCAAGCGGAAUGUGUAGUAAAGUUAAUGGAGAAGUUAGGUGUGCAAAAGUUCUCAAUAAUGGGAACAAGCUACGGUGGUUUCGUGUCAUACAUGAUCGCAUCACAAUGGCCAGAGAAAAUAGAAAAGGUUGUAAUUUCAAGUUCAGGCGUGAACAUGCGCCUCAAAGACAAUAUCAAUGUGAUGAAGAAAGCGAAAGUGGAAAGUAUCGAAGAAAUUCUCUUGCCCACAACAGUGCCCCGGUUGAGGACCAUGCUCUCCCUUGUGUCCGUCGCUAAAAUCCAUGUCCCUAACUUCAUCUUGAAGGAACUCAUAAAUAAACUCUUCUUACAAAAUAGGAAGGAGAAGAUCGAACUAUUGCGGGGCUCGACUAUAGGAAAGGAUGACACGGUAAAUGUAUCUCCUAUUCGUCAGGAGGUGCUCAUAGUGUGGGGGGACAAAGACAACAUAUUUUCUCUAGACUUAGCUCAUGAACUAAAAGAGUUGUUAGGAGAGAAGGCAAGAAUAGAAGUUAUAAAGAACACAUCUCACAUUCCACAGAUUGAAAAUCCCCAGGCUUUCAAUAACAUUGUUUAUCAAUUCUUACAUGCCAUCUGAUUUAUGUUUCAUGUGCUUAUUUAUGCACAAUAAAUUAUUUAAAUAAUGCACCCACUUCCAAGGACCAUAUUAAUAUUUUUGGAUCAUUUUUGUUAUUUCUAAUACUAUUUGUAAUGUUAAAAGAUUAAUACAAACUUAAAAUUAUAGUUUAAAGUUUCAA